Nerophis lumbriciformis (worm pipefish) is the source of this 615-nucleotide messenger RNA. NCBI's taxonomy places the organism in Eukaryota, Metazoa, Chordata, Actinopteri, Syngnathiformes, Syngnathidae. The record is from RefSeq and is a predicted model, not a curated record.
AUGGGGGUAACGACGAGCCCCGGGAGGCAGUCGCGCGCCGGAGCGCCGGCUACGUCCGCGGAAGAGAGCCCGAGCGCAGCCGAGGAUGAGACGCCUUUGACUGGCGUAGGAGACCCCGAGGAGGAGCGGCUGAGUGAGUUCUAUGUGGAAGAAGAGGAUGAUGAGGAGGAAGAAGUUUACUACUCAGAGCUCUCCUCAGAGGGUUCGGUGGACUAUGGAUUCAUCGCUGCCGUCUCUUGCCUGGUGACGGGCAUUUCCCUGGUGGCCAUCUCGUACGCGGUGCCUCGGGAUGUGCGCGUCUCCGCGGAGGAGAAGGAUGCGGUGGCGGCGCGCGAGAUGGAGCGGCUCCAGCGGGAACGUGCGCGACUGGGCGCACACUUGGACCGCUGCGUCAUCGCCGGUCUGUGCCUGCUCACGCUGGGAGGCGUGCUGCUCUCCAGUCUGCUCAUGGCGUCCAUGUGGAAGGGGGAGAUGAUGCGCAGGAGGGCACUCGCGCACGCGGCCAAGCGUGAGCACAACCUGUACGGGGCCAUCGGGUGGGGGGCCACGGCCGGCUCGCACCCGGACCCUGGCGCUUAUUUGUCCGCCCCUGGUGAUGACUCGGUUGAAUUUUGA